GUCUGCAUUGUAUUGUUGGGUGUACGUGCACUGGUGUCAAGAAACGGGAGACUUUAUCUCACAAUGCUUCUCACGCAAGUCGUAGCAAGGGGCUGUAUAAGAGCUGCCGCGGCUGCAGUGAGACCUUCACUCUCAGUCAACCACUGGACCUCUAAUGCGUGGAUCGCCUGUUCCAGAGCACACACAAUGGCUGGCAGGACUGCACUGAUCGUUUACGCCCACCAGAGCCCAACUUCCUUCAACUCGGCUGCGUGUAAAGCAGCCGCGGAGGCACUUGAGGCACAGGGCUGCAAAGUUCUCAUCUCUGACCUCUAUGCCAUGAACUUUGAGGCCUCUGCCACUACUAAGGAUAUCAUAGGUGAUGUGAAGGAUCCAGAAAACUUCAAGUAUGGAGACGAGAUGCUGGAGGCCUGGCAGGAGGGCAGACUGUCCAAGGACAUCGCAGAGGAACAGUGCAAAGUGAAAGAGGCUGACCUGAUCAUCUUUCAGUUUCCCCUGUACUGGUUCAGUGUCCCUGCCAUCAUGAAAGGUUGGAUCGACAGAGUUUUGUCACAAGGAUUCGCCUUUUCUCUCGAAAAGAUGUAUGACAAUGGCGUUUUCAGGGAUAAGAAGGCUAUGCUGUCAUUUAGUACUGGAGCCAUGGAGUCCAUGUUCCUGGCUGAUGGCAUCAAUGGGGACAUCAAUGUAACACUGUGGCCACUGCAGAAUGGAGUCCUUCAUUUCUGUGGGUUCCAGGUUCUAGAACCGCAGGUGUUCUGGAGCAUUGCACACACGCCUCCAGCCAUACGGACGGCCUUACUGGAAGCCUGGAGGGCCCGACUGAGCGGGAUAUGGGAAGAAAAGUCACUGUCCUUUGCCUCCUCUACACUCUUUGAUCUUACCUUUCAGGGAGGUUUCCGCAUGACUGAGGAGGUGAAGGAGAAACUCAGCAGCCAGCCCCAUGGCAUCACCACUGGCCAUCACAUCGGAAAACCUCUUCCUCCCAAUAACCAGACCAAAGCGGACACUGGAAAAACAAACACAAAAUCCGAUAUUCUAAAAUCAUAAUUUAGGAAAACAUGCAAUGGCAUGAGAUUAAGAGGCACACACACAGUAAAUGUUGCUGUGUCAAGACAGUAGGAUAAAUAGCAGACGGACCAGAGUGAUGAAUUAACACUGGAAAAUGUAUUGUGUAUGAGAUUUAAAAAAUAAAAAUAAAAUAAAAAGGUGGGGGGGGGGGGUUUAAAUACAAGUUCUUGUAACACAGUGGUUGUUAACCUGGGGUAGGCCAGAGAUUUCAGAGGGUGCUUGGAAUUGCUUGUGGAAUUGCUUGGGAACAAUAUAAUUAGGCCAAAUCAAAACCAAAUGAAAACACUUUUUGGCCCCCAUGAUGAUUCAUUGAGGUAGGUCUACUGAUUAAUGUAUCAAACAAGAAUCAUUGUAAUUAAUCACUUGAAUCAUUUUUAGUGCAUACACGUGCAGACGUUUGGAUUGGGGGUGCUCAGCUUGUGGGCACAAGUAAGGGGGUGCUUUAAGAAAAAUAGGUUAACACCCACUGUUGUAAAAGACUGACCUCGAUGCAAGUACAAUAUAUAGUAGCUUAUAUCCUGCCUUUGUGUGUGUGUGUGUGUGUGUGUGUGUGUGUGUGUGUGUGUGUGUGUGUGUGUGUGUGUGUGUGUGUGUGUGUGUGUGUGCGUGCGUGCGUGCGUGCGCGCGCGCUAUAUGCCUACUUUCUCCCUGGCCAAUUUACCAGAAAUCCACUACUCAUUUCCAGACAACUUUUCAGAUAUUAAGACUGUUUCUAGUAUUGGCGUAAUAACAUUAUUGAUCCUGAUAUGCUGCUGUCAAACGGUUAAUGACAGGGUUGUUACAUUAUUGCACAUGUUUAUGGAAACGAUGUCGGUGAUCCGUUUUAUAAUAAAGUACACUUUGAUGAAAUAAUAAAAGGUUUUUCAAGAAA
Molecule: messenger RNA, 1939 nt
Organism: Engraulis encrasicolus (European anchovy)
Lineage: Eukaryota; Metazoa; Chordata; Actinopteri; Clupeiformes; Engraulidae
Gene: nqo1
Product: NAD(P)H dehydrogenase, quinone 1
Exons: 6
Coding region: 64-1047 (327 amino acids)
Cellular component (GO): cytosol
Molecular function (GO): NAD(P)H dehydrogenase (quinone) activity
Source: RefSeq, a predicted model, not a curated record